GGUACUACUUCCGGCGUUGGCGGCAUUGCCGAUGGAAAUAUUUUGUUGGUCUUCUUGUUUGGUACAAAAACCGACUGCAAAUAUUUAAAGCAAUUGGAUCCCCGCAAACAUGACUGUGGGGGGUCACAGACCUCGCUGUUUUUUCGACAUCAGCAUCGGAGAACAGCAGGUCGGGCGUAUUGUGUUUGAACUGUUUUCUGAUGUCACUCCAAAGACAUGUGAGAACUUCAGAGCUCUGUGUACUGGUGAGCUGGGCACCAGUGAGAAGACGGGGAACGUGCUGCACUACAAGGGGGCGCUGUUCCACCGAGUGGUCAAGGACUUUGUCAUUCAGGGCGGAGACUUCACGAAGUUUGACGGCACUGGUGGUGAAUCGAUCUAUGGCGGUGUUUUUCCAGACGAGAACCUGCAGUUGAAGCAUGACAAGGAGUUUCUUCUGUCUAUGGCCAACCGGGGCAAGGACACCAAUGGGAGUCAGUUUUUCAUUACCACCAAGGCUGCUCCUCAUCUUGACGGCGUCCACUGCGUGUUUGGCCAAGUGCUGAGCGGUCAAGACAUCAUCCGCACGGUGGAGGCCCUGGACGUGGACACCAAGAGCCGGCCCAAGAAGGAUGUGAAGAUCGUCAACUGUGGGGAGCUGGUGCUGCAGCUCAAGAAAUCCAAGAAAAAAGCCAAAGCUGAGGCAGCAUCAGCAAGUUCUGGAUCUGACUCGGACCACGAGAAGAAGAAAAAGAAGAAGAAACACAGACACAAGCGGAAGCACAAAAAGAAGGAGUCGAAGAAGAGGAAGAAGGAUAAAAAGUCUCGCUCAGAAGAUGAGGACGAGGAGGAAGAUGAGAAAGAGGAUGAGGAGAAAGAAAAGAAAAAGGAAGAAGAGAAAGUGGACACAGUAUUUGCGGAGAUCCGGAAAGAUGAGAUACCAGAUGUCCCGUCCAAUUUUUUGUAUCGUGGGAAGAAAGCGGAGGAGGAAGAUAAGGAACAAGAAAGAAAGAGGGAGGAAGAGGACAAAAAAAACUCAGAGGCCGAUAGUAGGAAACGGGGGAGGUCACCACCACCUCGUAGGCCCAGCAACAGGGGGAACAGGACCAUCAUGUCUUCCUCUGGCAGAAAGCUGAAGGGGAGAGGAGCUAUUCGUUUCCGCAGUCGCUCCCGCUCCACCACGCCCCCUCACUGGCGCCGAGAGCAGAGUCGGGCCAUUCCCCUGCACGAGGCGGAGAAGUUGGCGGAGGAGAAGUGGAGCAAAGGGGAGGCUGUCACCGUCCAGACAGCUGCCUCUCGGAUCGACAGAAGGAAGGAGUCGGAGAGAGGGAGGGAUACUCUGGCCAAUAAGUUUGAGAGGGGCCGAGGGGAUGCGUCCGACUCCCGAGAUGAUAGAAGACUUGAAAAUGGUCACAGACAAAGGAAAGACGAGAGAGAGAAAGGAGAGAAGAAAGAUGACAAGAAGAAGCGGCAUCGACUGGAAGAGGAGGAAGAAGAGGCAAAAGCCACCAAGAAGAAAGACAAAGCUGGUGGUCCUCUGGAUCAGAGCGAGGACAGUGACAUCGAGACAGGGUCGGGCAAGGAAGAAGGCGAGAUCAAGACGAGAAAGGAGAAAGACAAGGCCAAAGAGAGGAGCCGAGCCGCCCGCAACCGACGAGAGAGUGAGCGGAUGAGGUCGGGAGACAGUUCCUCUUCUCCGGAGGCAAAAAGACAGCGAAAGUCUGAGACGGAUUUCAAAAGGAGAGACCGCUCUUCAGAGGCAAGAGAUUCGCGUCGCAAUCGUUCUCGGUCAGCGGAGAGAAGGCGGGACGGGCGAGAGGACAAGAACAGAAAAGUCAAAGGUCGCGAUGAGAGGUCAGAUGAGAGAGCCAAUCAUCGGAGAGAUUCCAGAAGGUCAGAGAGCUCAGAUGACAAAGAGGACUCCCGCUCGAGACAACGAAGAGAUGGUCGCCGUGGCUCCUCCCCGCCACAUCGACAGUCAGGAUCCGGGCUCAGGGGUCAGGCUGCCGAUAGGAGAAGGUCAAGGUCAGGGUCACCUAUGGCGCAGAAAGGAGGCCGGCCGAACAGGUGGGAUGCAGGGAGGGCCCGGGACAACCGGCGCACCUCAAGGUCAGGAGAAAGGUCGAGGUCAAGGGAUAGAGAUGCAAAAAAAACCGAUUCGAGGCGCCGGGCGAGAUCAGACUCCAGCCCUGAGCAGCAAGGAAGGAGAGGGAGGGAGGCCAAAAGAAGGAAGAGUAGCCCGGAUAGCUCGUCCAGUGACGGGGAGGCGCGGAAGAGAGAGAGUCGAUGGAACAGCCGCGCUGCGGCUAUCAGAAAGAAGUCAGAGAGCCCCCCACCGACCCACUGGAAACCUGGCCAAAAGCCCCUGAAGACAACUGGCAAAAGUGACAGCAGAGUGUCGAACCCUCUUGACGAGGCGUCGUUAUCGAGUUUGCAGGAGACGGAGGCCUUGCUGAAGGCCCAGCUGGCGGCAGACAUCGUGGACGAGACGAUCUCGCAGAACAGCCCAGCCACCACGGCCGCCCCGCCCCUCACCACGGGCGCUCGCAUCCAGUACAAGCUGGACUCCAGCUCGGAGCAGAUACAGUACAGCGUCACCUCAGAUCUGUCAUCCGCAACUACCUCGGAGUCGAGAUUGGCAGCGUCUAAAGUCUUGCCCAAAGAACACUCCCCAUCCUCAAGGUCACAUUCAGACAGUUCAAGGUCACGUUCCAGGGAUUCCUCCAGGUCUCGGUCACGCUCAAGGUCGAAAGGGAAGACAUCGAAGAAAAAUUCUCAGGGCGGCCCGGACAAGGACAAACGUCAGAGGAAAGGAGUGGAGGAGAAGUUCCAGUGGGAGCCUCCCCCUGACCCAGAGGAGGGAGACGAUGACGACGUUCCCAGCCAGCCCCUGCCCCCUGCGAUCAAGGAGCCCAGCAACAGCGUCAGCAUCAAAACCCCACCGCUGCCUCCCAUGGACAAAGUGGUGGAGCAGGCCUCAAAUCUCGCCAAACAAAAACGGGCCGAAGAGACGGCGGACUCCCGCAAGGUGAAGAAAAGGUCGCAGUCACGGUCGUCAUCGUCCUCACCCUCUCCAGAGCGCCGCACGGUGGUGACAAGCAACAGCAAACCGGCCCGGUCCAGCGGUAGUCGGUCCCGGUCUGGGUCGGACUCGCCUUCGAGGCUGCGGGCGUCGUUGCUGCAACAGAGGAACCAGAGGCGAGCCAGUAGGGGGGAAGAAGAGGAGGAUGGGGGUGUGACGGGGGACAAGACUGGGGGCGAGGGUAAAAACAGCGAGGACUUUCCAGCCAAUGACAGUGACAGGAGGGUGGUGAGGGUCAGUGGUGGGAAGCCUGCUGCUGCCAAUAAGCGGUCGCGGUCUUCCUCUUCCUCUCCGGAGCCGCCGCCAGUUAUUCCGAGAAUCCACCGGUCAAGAUUCGACGUCCCUCCCCCCGGGGCCGCUGGACAGGAUGCGGAGACAGCGGGGCGGUCGGGUCCGUUUUCCAAGAAGGAUGCCAAGAGCUCUGGGAAGGUCACCUCCUCUGUGGAACCGGCAGACAGUAUUGAUUCAUCAUCAAACAGCCUCCCUGAGAGCGGUAGUGGCAGCAAAGUCGGGGACACUUUUAACAAGGUGGCUGGCAUUGCCCCACCACCGCCUCUGCCCCCUCUCCCACCACCCAUGCCCAAUGCGAGUUCCGAUGCCCUGCCUCCCCCACUGCCCACAAACACAGUUGUGAACUCAUCGUCGAUCCCACUUCCGCCCACCCCUGCAGGGGGUACCUCCACCACCACCACUAACACCUCUGCUGCCGCCAUGACCAGCGAGUCUGCGACUGUGUUAGACCCCCUGCUGCUGUCCAAUGUUCCGUUACCUUCCAGUCCGGGCUCGGCGGCCGCAGUGGUGCCCCCCAAGACUAAAGAGUCCGCAGCGCCGCCGUCGGAAAGUGAUAAAAAGGUGCCGGUGUCGAACUCUGGCCAUGUGGGAAAGGGAGAUGAUCCUCGGCCAGAGAGGGGCCGCAAAGCGAGUCGCAGUAGUAGUAAAUCUAGGUCAUCCUCUCGGUCCUCUCGCUCCUCAUCCUCAUCACCAUCCUCCUCCAAAGAGAGGAAAUCCAAAAAAAAAUCUCCCCCCGCGACUGUUGCCGUUUCCGUUGACCCGUCCGGAGACGCCAAAAAGGACAAGCCGUCGAAAGAUUCCACUGACCGCGAGGCGGAGAGUGACAAAAAGUCGUCGUCUGCCAGGGACCAGCGUAGUAGCAGGACGAAGGAAGAUUCUCAUUCCAAGACGACAGACAAGGGCACUGCGGGGGGGUCAGAAGCAGCAGCCAAGAGCAGUAGGGACAGCAGGAGGGCGUCGGAGAGUAAAUCCACAAAGGAUUCGAGCACGACCAAAAAGGAGAGCACCACCACCUCCUCCUCCUCCACACAGAGAAACCGCCGACGGUCGAGGUCUCGGUCGAAGGAGUCAAAGUCCAGGAGGCGGUCCAGUUCCUCUCCCGGCAAGAGGAAAUCUAGGUCGCGGUCAGCGUCAAGGAGGGGUCGGAGGUCUCCGGUGCGGCAUCGCUCAAGGUCACGCUCUCCAAGAAGAAGGUCUCCUCCCAGGUCAUCUUGGUCAUCGCGGCGUUCUGGCAGGUAUGGCGGCCGCUCCCCACCCAGGCGCAGGUCCAGAAGUCGUAGCCGUGACCGGCGCCGUCGUCGCGGGGGUCGGAGGUCAAGCAGCAGCAGCCGCAGCAGUAGGAGUAGCAGCCGGUCGAAGAAAAGGUCGUCCUCUUCCUCCAGCGACUGAUGAUGAUGAUGAUGGCGACUGUUGAGGGCUGCGACCACGACGACUUGGGUCUUUUGUCGUCGUGUGUGAGUGCCGGCCUCUUGAUCCAGGACGUUGUUGGAAAUGUGGAGUCUGCCAUCAGUACACUACACGUGCACAAAGUUUACACAUCACCUCCUCUCUUCUCUCUUUUCCUUUCAGAAUGGGGAAGGAGGAGGGUUUACGGGGCAGCUGGAGACAAGGUGUGCCGCAACCUCAGGAAAUGAAAGAUAAUGAUCAUGCUCGGUCCUGACUUGACUUACUUUCGGCAGGGUUGUACCCGUUUGUGCUUACUCAAACGAACGAGCCAAAUUUAGACUACACACUGGGGUCAGGUCUGCAGGGGGUUUGUUCGGCUGGGGCUCUGUUGUGUCAUAUUUUGUCACUAUGUUGUCUCUCCACUUAGAGGUUAAGUGGGGAGGAGGGGGGGGGGGGGUUGUCAUCAGAGGCUGGCUGCCUGCCUGCUGUCUUCUGUUGGGACGUGAAAUGUAGCGUUUUCCUUUCCUGAGGUGUUGGUCAUUGGUCUAUUGGCAAAGUUCUUGUUCACCUCAAAACGGCUUGAGUGAUAAGUCUUAUUGUCAACAGUUAUAUGGCCAGUCGUAUACAACAAGUAGAUGUUUUGGAGUUGGGGGAAUAUUUCGUUUUUCUGAAUGGGUUUAGGUGAUUUGAAUAUAUAGUUAUGUAUUAUAGCUGCCUGUGUCUUGGUGACUUUGUACUGAUCCCAAAUGUUAAGAUUGUUACCCCGUGUAUCGUGGAGUUGGGAGUGUGCCAGUGGUACACAUUGAGAUGCCUACAAAGUUCCUUACUGGCUUGAACCUGAAAGUUCCAUUGUGAAGUGUCUCAAAUGUUGCCAGCUUUUUUGUUGUUGUUGUUGUGAUUUUUAUUUUAUAAAUAUAAUGUUUAGAUGGCAGUCCAUUUUGGGGUAUUUUAGGCUCAGAUGUGUAUGUGUGUGUGUAAAAAUGAUGAGACUACUAAUAGUUUUUGUGUGAGAAGUACAGGUACCGAUAUUUGGACUGAUACCGUUGUCUUUGUUACUUAUGUGGGGCUCAAGAUAUACGUGUGGAGCUGACAGAUGUUUUCAGAUGAGAGUGAAGUAGUAACAGAUCUUUUUCCUCCUCUUUGUGUUUCCCUGCUAGAUUUCAGGGGUAGUGAAUAAUAGGAAUGCUAGUUCUUUAACCUGCAGUGUAACUGAUUUUUAUACAUGUGGUCGUUUUUUCUGCUCCAUAGGGUCCUCUGCCUAUUGGCAGACAUAUUCCAAUUCUGAAGGUACUCUUUAUAUUUUUAUACUGACUAGAGUAUUCUCAGUUCUCACAGGAAUUUGAAUUUUGAUCAGGUGGUGGCAGAG
Aplysia californica (California sea hare) is the source of this 6104-nucleotide messenger RNA. Its product is annotated as peptidyl-prolyl cis-trans isomerase 1. Gene Ontology annotation, molecular function: peptidyl-prolyl cis-trans isomerase activity. Gene Ontology annotation, biological process: protein peptidyl-prolyl isomerization; protein folding. Bases 110 to 4741 code for a protein of 1543 amino acids. The transcript is spliced from 23 exons. The record is from RefSeq and is a predicted model, not a curated record. Lineage: Eukaryota; Metazoa; Mollusca; Gastropoda; Aplysiida; Aplysiidae. Gene Ontology annotation, cellular component: intracellular membrane-bounded organelle.